Messenger RNA from Papaver somniferum (opium poppy), 507 nucleotides. RefSeq lists its product as uncharacterized. The transcript is spliced from 2 exons. Gene Ontology annotation, molecular function: RNA-DNA hybrid ribonuclease activity; nucleic acid binding. Bases 1 to 507 code for a protein of 168 amino acids. The record is from RefSeq and is a predicted model, not a curated record. Lineage: Eukaryota; Viridiplantae; Streptophyta; Magnoliopsida; Ranunculales; Papaveraceae.
AUGAGGAACAACCCAAACAUCAAAGUUGCAGAAUUCUUAAAAAAUGGUGAAUGGGUAAUACCACCAGCUUUCUCAAAUUUCUUUGGUUCUAAUGAACUUCUAGUGGUGGAAAAUCAUGGAUAUAGGAUAAUAUGUACGGACUCUGCUACAUCAAGGGGGAACCCUGGUCCUGCUGGUUUUGGUUUUAUUGGUAGAGACAUGGAGGGAGAAGUUAUUGGGGCUGCUACAGGUCGUUUGGGAAUUGCAACAAAUUUUUUGGCUGAGGUGAUGGCAGUCUUAUCUGCAGGAGAGUGGGCUAUAUCAAAAAAGAUUUUCAAUGUCUGUUUUAAGACUGAUUUAAGUGCAGCUAUAACAGACUUCAAAACAGGUAAACUUCCUUGGUUGGCUAUAACUAGAUGGAAGAACAUAUGCACCAAGUUACAGUGGUCAUUUACUCAUAGUUUCAGAGAAGUCAACUUCUCUGCAGACUCAUUGGCAAGGAGAGGCGCAAGUAUGAAUAAAGGAUAA